AUGCUGGGUCGUCUCGAGAUGAGUGUCGAUGAAUGCAUCAAGGCUUACUCCGAACUGUCCAAGGAGGUGUUUCAUAAAAAGAGAAGGGCGCCCAUUGGCAUUAAAGGAGACCUCAAAGAGCGUUACGACAGUGAAGCUCUGGAACUCGCUGUCAAGAACGUCUUGCGAAAUCGCGAUAUGGAUGAGAACGCGCUACUCAAGAAUCCUCGAGGGACCAAACUGUUGGUACACUGA
Aureobasidium uvarum is the source of this 234-nucleotide messenger RNA. The record is from the annotation of a GenBank genome assembly. Lineage: Eukaryota; Fungi; Ascomycota; Dothideomycetes; Dothideales; Saccotheciaceae.